Molecule: messenger RNA, 2262 nt
Organism: Peromyscus eremicus (cactus mouse)
Lineage: Eukaryota; Metazoa; Chordata; Mammalia; Rodentia; Cricetidae
Gene: Fa2h
Product: fatty acid 2-hydroxylase
Exons: 7
Coding region: 95-1213 (372 amino acids)
Biological process (GO): lipid biosynthetic process; fatty acid metabolic process
Cellular component (GO): endoplasmic reticulum; membrane
Molecular function (GO): iron ion binding; heme binding; fatty acid 2-hydroxylase activity
Source: RefSeq, a predicted model, not a curated record
UUGCGGCGGCCCCGGCUCCCGAGAUGUUAGAGGCGCGCCGGGCGGCCGCGGAGCAGACUGCCGGGCUCCGAGCUCCGAGCUCCGCUCUCCCGCCAUGGCCCCCGCUCCGCCCCCCGCCGCCUCCUUCUCCCCCGCCGAGGUCCAGCGGCGCCUGGCGGCCGGCGCCUGCUGGGUCCGCCGCGGGGCCAGCCUCUACGACCUCACCGACUUCGUGCGGCACCAUCCGGGGGGCGAGCAGCUGCUGCGGGCGCGGGCUGGCCAGGACAUCAGUGCCGACCUGGAUGGGCCACCUCACAGACACUCGGACAACGCCCGCCGCUGGCUGGAGCAGUACUACGUGGGCGAACUGCGAGGGGACCCUCAGGACCCCAUGGAGAAUGGUGCUGUAGCCUCUGCAGAGACUCAGAAGAUAGACCCUGCUACUGAGCCACAGUUCAAAGUGGUGGACUGGGACAAGGACCUGGUGGACUGGCAGAAGCCUCUCCUGUGGCAGGUGGGCCACUUGGGAGAGAAGUAUGAUGAGUGGGUUCACCAGCCGGUGGCCAGGCCCAUUCGCCUCUUCCACUCUGACCUCAUCGAGGCUUUCUCCAAGACUGUCUGGUAUAGUGUCCCCAUCAUCUGGGUGCCCCUGGUGCUGUACCUCAGCUGGUCCUACUACCGAACCCUCAGCCAGGACAACACCCGGCUCUUCGCAUCAUUCACAACAGAUUACUCAGUGGCGGUGCCCAAGUCCAUGUUCCCAGGCCUCUUUGUGUUGGGCAUGCUCUUCUGGACCCUCACGGAGUAUGUCAUCCACCGUUUCCUGUUCCACAUGAAGCCCCCCAGCGACAGCCAUUACCUCAUCAUGCUGCACUUUGUUAUGCACGGCCAGCACCACAAGGCACCCUUUGAUGGCUCCCGCCUGGUCUUCCCCCCAGUGCCAGCUUCUCUAGUGAUUGCCUUCUUCUAUGUGUUCCUGAGGCUCAUCCUGCCGGAGGCCGUGGCAGGCAUCAUCUUUGCAGGGGGUCUCCUGGGCUAUGUCCUCUAUGACAUGACCCAUUACUAUCUGCACUUUGGCUCACCACACAAGGGCUCCUACCUGUACAACAUGAAGGCCCACCAUGUCAAGCAUCACUUUGAAUACCAGAAAUCAGGGUUUGGCAUCAGCACUAAAUUGUGGGAUUACUUUUUCCACACCCUCAUACCAGAGGAAUCCCACCCGAAGAUGCAGUGACAGCCCCUAGACCCUCUGUUCUGCCCUCGGUCUAGCCCUGGCCCCUGCACCCUGUCCUACCCCCGCCUCCAUCCAAACCCUGCUGGGAUCAGCUUGACCAGGCAGGAUGGGCUCUGUCUAGCCCUGGGGCUUGGUGGAGACCUUAAGGCAGGACUUCCCUUCUGGCUUACUGUGUGAGGAUAGCAUCCUCUUGAUAGCCAAGUGGCCCUUGGGGACUGGCUCAUUCUCAGAGAAUUAUGACCUCCUCAUUGGCAUCUCUGCCUAAGCUUCAGCCCUCAGUACUGAUUCAGGGUCCAGAUAAUGACCCCAAGGGGCAUGAAGGAAACUGACCCCACCUGUGCCUUAGAAUCCUGGGCUCCCUGGGAGCUUCCCCAUGCAGCAGAGGGGCCACUGUGCACACAGCAGAAGCUCUUUCUUGAGAGUUUGAUGGUUCAGAAGUGAAUGAAGGGCUAUCCCGAGAAGAGGCAGCGCGACGCCUCCCACAGGCCAUGCCCAGACCCCAGGACAGCCACUCUGGACCCUGCCAACCCCAGAUACCAGCUGUACCACCAGCUGCCUCAGUGGAAGUAAGCCGACAUUUAUCUACCUGGGCAGAAAGCCUGAGGGUGGCUGGCAUCUGGUGCAAGGCUAACAGGACCUCUAGCCCUUGUCUUUGGGAAUCAACAGCUGCUUUCUCCAUCUCCCCUCUGCCCCCAAACCACAAAACUGCUCCCCAAAGGAGGCUGGAGAGGUUUCUGCACGGGUGAGAGCCCGCCCUAGCCCUUGCCAUUCUUGGCCUCCACCUACACAGGUGGAUGCCUGCCCCAACUCAGGACCCUCCCAGCAGUGCCUCCUGAAGCCAAGAAUGGGCUUUCAUGUGGUGCCUUAUUGCCUUCCCCACCCUGAGACCGUUCUUCCUUGUAACCAGAGCCCUCACUGCUCCUGAAGUCUUAUUUAUAAAUUACAUAAAUAUUCUUAAUCUGACCUCAAAUGAAGUAGCUGGUCAGAUGGCCCUUUCUAAUCCUAUGUGUUGAGCUUAUAUAUAUAUAUAUAUAUAUAUAUAUAUAUAU